Messenger RNA from Clonostachys solani, 1566 nucleotides. The record is from the annotation of a GenBank genome assembly. NCBI's taxonomy places the organism in Eukaryota, Fungi, Ascomycota, Sordariomycetes, Hypocreales, Bionectriaceae.
AUGCUUCUCUCUCCAGCCGUCCUCGUCCUGGGCAUCUCGCUAUCGGCCGCCCUCCUCCUUUACAAGCUCAUCAUCUACCCCGCCUUUAUUUCGCCGCUGAGCAAGAUCCCAGCGCCUCAUUGGUCAUGCCACAUUGCUCCCUUCUGGCUCUGGUGGGCCAAGUACUUCCACCAUGAAAACCGUCUUGUUCACGAGAAUCACUUGGCUAGAGGCGAGGCUCUGCGCUUGUCUCCGGGACUUCUGAGCCUCAACGGGUUUGAAAGAGCGCUGAAGCCUGUGUAUCUGGGCGGUUUCCCCAAAACCGAGUUCUACUUUCGAGGCUUCGCCAUCUACGGGACCGAGAACAUCUUCACCUUCGAGGAUAACGCAGCUCACUCCUCACGCAAGCGCAUCAUAUCCAACACCUUCUCCAAAUCGUUCGUCCUCAGUUCCCCUACCGCCCAGGGCUCGCUCAAAGAUGUCCUCUUCGGCCGCCUGCUACCCAUCCUCCACAACGCGGCGCAGACCGGGAAACCCGUGGAGGUGCUUGAGUUGAGCUACUCCUACUCGAUGGACUCCUUCGUCCAGUGGCAAUUCGGCAGGCGCUUCGGCAGCAAUCUCGUGGAGAAUCUUGACGAACGACGCCUCUACCUCGACGGAUUCUUCGCGGCGGCACCUUAUACCUUCUGGCAAUACGAGUUCCCACUGGUGAACAGCUUGUUAAAAUCGAUUGGCAUGAUCCCGGCCAAGGUCGACACGGGUUUUCAAGACAUUGAGGAUUGGAAUAUAGAAAAAUGCGACCGCGCAUACCAGCUCCUCAAAUCUGGCGAGAAGCUCUCGGAAGAGGACACGCCUGUUGUGUUUUCGCAAGCGGCCAAGAUGAUGAGCAGCAUGAAGCCUAGUGACACCGAAGAGGGCUAUGCCAACCGCCUCGCGAUCGCAAGCGACAUGUUUGCGCACAAUUCGGCCGCGCACGAGACCAGUGGGAACACCCUGGCGUAUGCCUACUACGAGCUCUCACGCCACCCCGAGGUCCAGAAGAAGCUCAGGGAAGAGCUUCUCACGCUCGACCCCCCUUUGAAGUUCCCCCAGGCGCCAGGCGAGUUUUCCCUGCCUGCCGCCAAGGACGUGGAUUCAUUGCCCUAUCUCGAGGCCGUCAUCAUGGAGACCCUUCGUCUCUACCCAUCUGUCCCCGGCGGUCAGCCCCGACUCGUGCCCAGGCAGUGCAGCCUGGGAGGCCACGACAACAUCCCCGCCGGCACGAUUGUUCAGUGCUACGCCUACGCUCUUCACCGAACCCCCGAGGUCUUCCCCGAACCAGAGAGAUGGAAUCCCGACCGGUGGGUCAAUGCCAGCAAGGAGCAGUUGAGCGAGAUGCGCCGCUACUUCUGGGCCUUUGGCAGCGGUGGCCGCAUGUGCAUAGGGAGCAACUUCGCAUGGUUUUCGAUGAAGCACAAUGUCGGGAGUGUUUACAGCAAUUUCACCACGGCGAUCCACGACCAUGGAGAUAUGACUUUGAUUGAUGCUUAUCUGGCUGGUCCCAAGGGACAUAGGCUCGAGAUCAAGUUUGAAAGAGUUCAAGAGUAG